This is a messenger RNA of Bactrocera dorsalis (oriental fruit fly), 1166 nucleotides long. RefSeq lists its product as uncharacterized. The coding region runs from base 236 to 976 and encodes 246 amino acids. NCBI's taxonomy places the organism in Eukaryota, Metazoa, Arthropoda, Insecta, Diptera, Tephritidae. The record is from RefSeq and is a predicted model, not a curated record. The transcript has 5 exons.
CUGUGGCUAUGCGCAAUAUAUGCAUUUAUCUAAAUACAAUUAAAAUCCCGCAUAAAUUAUUUGCUUUGUGAAACUACUACACAUGAAAAAAUGCUUGGCAAUCAUGGUGCCAUCUCAUUUCGCUCAUCAUGGCUUGCUUUGUCUUCAUCUGAAAUCAGUCGGGAAAUUUCGUGUUUCAACAGACAAAAUAACUAAAAUUGUUAAAUAAAUAAGGAAUUGAUUAAUAAGAACGCAAAUGUUGGUAAAAGUGAAAAGUGGGAAUGUGAUAAAACUCAUUGAUAUAAACACAGAUACCAGAGCGAAAGAUGGGUUUGAUUUCAUUUGUUCAAAAUUCGGCAUUGCGUACAAUAUCACAAUAAAAUUUCUGGACCGGAAUAAAGUUCCAAUAGAGGAAAGCCAAAUAGUAUCUACAAUUAAGCAGUUUGAAAGUUUUUCCUGUUUUUUGCUAGAAAUUUUAGACAAAGGUGACGUUUUGAAAGAUACUAUUGGAAGCUGUUUAAUACCAGAGUGGUUUAUUGAAAUCAAACCGUUUUUACAUCUGCUACGACUACUACCUUCAUUUACACUACGCUCAAAGGAAAAUAAACAACAACGACUAAAUUUCGAAUCAACCAUCAAUAAAUUUAUAAAUUUGCAGAAUAUAAAUACACCCAUAGACGACUUCGAAUUAAACAGCAAGCAGCCCACAAUCGUAGCAUCUGGAAAAAGUAAGGAGGAAAUUGUUCAGUAUUUUAUUUUAAUUGACGGUAAAGCUUUACAUGUGCCUAUAACAUAUACUUUCAUUGAGGUAUUUCAUUUAUAUUUUAAGUCAUUUUAUGUAUUCCAUAUAGAAUUCGAUCCAGCAUUGUCAAACUUUUUAAAAUUUUUUUCUAAGUUCAUUUACAAAGUUGAACCGAAUGUAAAGUGUUCUAAUCGAGUUCUUGAGAUCUAUAUGAAAUUCAAAAGCAAAAUUGAUGCUGAACGAUCAGUAAUUUAAAAAAUGGGAUAUUUUUGUUUUAUAUGUAAGAAACUCGGUAGGGAGAAAAAGUUUUAUAAAUAGUACUAAUCUAAAUGAAAAUGUAAAAUUUUGUCUAUCAAAGGUUUUACCAGAAUACGAAACAUGUAACAUAUAUUCUUCAACUUGGAUUGAAUAUAAAUACGGAUAUCGUUAUAGAACUGACUUUAUG